AUGACUCGUAGAGUCCAUGCCCAAAAUCCUGUGACGAAUGGCCAAGGUGCUCAGGGCCAUUACACUUCUGAAGCCUCCUCCUCGAAAAGCAACCAAUCAUCAGUAUUGCGACCGGCCUGGGAGACACUUCUUGUGGUGCACCCGCGUUCUAAACUGAAAACGCACCUGGUCCCGGCCGCCCACGGCCACGCCUUCGAGGUGAAGGCUUCGUCCCAUUUCCGCAUCGUCGAUCUCCACGGCCAGCAGGUAGUCGAUUUUAUGGCAUGGACACUACCCUACUCGCCCGCCACGAACUCGGAGCAUUUCUCUACGAGCUACACUCGCUAUGCACUGGGAGGUUCCGCGUCUCCGCAGGUAGGCGAGGCGCUCUACACGAAUCGGGACCGAAAAAUGUUUACUAUCGUCGCGGACAUGGUCAAGACCCACGAUCUGCUUUUCAUGGCUUGUAACCCGGGCUUUUAUGCACGCCAAGGCCAGCCUGUCCAUCGCUCCUGUGCCACUAAUGUUGCCGAAGCGAUGAAACCCUGGGGCAUGAAGCACUGGAGCGAAGUCGUUGAUCCGUUCAAUGUCUUCCAAAACACUCCCUAUUACACGAUCAAGGCGCUGAAUUGUUCCCGGCCGGGAGAUUUCCUAGAGAUGCGGGCGGAAGUGGACGCUGUGUGCGCCGUGAGCAGUUGCCCGUUUGAAGCAGAUGGAUUCAAUGGUGGGAGAGCCACAGAAAUUGCUGUGGUGACCGAGGUCGACGAUGAGGAUGAGCAAUUGGAGCAUUGA
Molecule: messenger RNA, 771 nt
Organism: Fonsecaea multimorphosa CBS 102226
Lineage: Eukaryota; Fungi; Ascomycota; Eurotiomycetes; Chaetothyriales; Herpotrichiellaceae
Exons: 1
Coding region: 1-771 (256 amino acids)
Source: RefSeq, a predicted model, not a curated record